Messenger RNA from Dracunculus medinensis (Guinea worm), 735 nucleotides. NCBI's taxonomy places the organism in Eukaryota, Metazoa, Nematoda, Chromadorea, Rhabditida, Dracunculidae. The record is from the annotation of a GenBank genome assembly.
AUGUUAUUUUUAGGGCAAAUUUCAUUCCUAAAUGGUUGGAAUCGUGUAACUGAAACAGAUUUAUUACAGAUAAUCGCUGAUUGUAUACUUCGAUUCCGACCAAAGAAUCUUAGUGAAAGUGAUGAGCUAAAUUAUGAACAAAACAUUUCCGAUGUAUUAUCAUUAGUACCUUCAUUGCCUCGUGGUUUGGAUGUCAAUUUAGAAUUUACCGGCGUUCGAAAAUUUGAAUACACAACUGCAAGCGCUUUAUUUGAUUUAUUGGAUGUAUCGCUUCUUCACGGUUGGAUUAUAGAUCCUCAACAAACAGAACUUGUAAAACUUCUAAAUGGGAUCAGUUAUAACAAAUUGGUCGAAAAAGUUAUCAAUUUGGACGAUUCAAACUCAGAAUCAAAAUUAUUAAGAAAUUUUAUGGAAAAUAGUAGUUCGCAACUAACAGUUCAUGGACUUUGCGAGCUUUCUUUGUCAUUAACUGAUGGUCAGAUAGCAGUUUUAUUUCGGAACAAUCAUUUUCAUACUCUGUACAAGCACAGAGAUGAGCUAUUUGUUUUGGUAACUGAUAUGGGUUUUUUAAAUGAACCGAGUGUCGUUUGGGAAACGUUAAACAGUGUUGAUGGCGAUUCAUUUUUUGUCGAUGCUAAUUUUCAUACAUCGCUACAAACUACAAAACAAGAUGAAACAGCCGAGUAUAAUGGCUUAUUAUUUUUAUAUAUUAAAAAUAAUUUAUAUAUUAUAUAA